Messenger RNA from Serpula lacrymans var. lacrymans S7.9, 1827 nucleotides. RefSeq lists its product as uncharacterized. Gene Ontology annotation, biological process: autophagosome assembly; autophagy of peroxisome; piecemeal microautophagy of the nucleus. The coding region runs from base 87 to 1547 and encodes 486 amino acids. Gene Ontology annotation, cellular component: phagophore assembly site; Atg1/ULK1 kinase complex. Gene Ontology annotation, molecular function: protein kinase activator activity; molecular adaptor activity. Lineage: Eukaryota; Fungi; Basidiomycota; Agaricomycetes; Boletales; Serpulaceae. The transcript is spliced from 10 exons. The record is from RefSeq and is a predicted model, not a curated record.
GAACUUGAAUCGGUGACAGUACCUUUGACUUCGGUUCGGUUGUACACUAAUACUUGCUCUUGAGCUCGUUGUCAGCAACGACGAGCAUGGCCUCAUCACCACCACUUCCACCCACCCCGCUUGAACAACCUCAUCUCGUCUCCCUCGUUCUUCAGUCCAAGAAAGCCUUACAGCAUGGAGAGCAGCUCUGCUCAAAGGCAAAUGCGCUUUCGAACACGUCCGCUCAAUGUUCUAUCGACGUACUCGCCCUCGACGCCAAGGUCAAAUGGUUAAGCGAUGCAGUCCUGGAACAGCUCAAGCUUGCGGCCAGUGUGGCGAAGAGUAUUGAAUACAAACGCGCUCAACUAGACAAGCAAGUUCGCGAAUGGGACACUGGGCGCACUCGACGGACAAAUGCGCUUGAUGGUAUACUUGAGUCACUAGGCGCCCAGCUAGUACCACCAGACUUCCACCAGCCAUCCUCUGAGUCUUCUUUGUUUGGCAGUCAACACUCCGACCUUGGUGCAAAUGGAAUCAGCGGUAUAUUCAACGCAGACCACAGUCCUACCGCCACCCUCCGUGACAACGCUUUUGAGCGCAAAGGCAAGCGAACAGAUCGGACUAAAUGGAAAACCUUGCGAGAUUUUGUCGAUGAGAGGGCUAUCGAAGAUGUGCUAGAUUCUUUGGAAGGCGAAAGGACCAAACUGGAUGACGUCUUGGCCUCAACAUACGACUAUCCGGAGACUCUGUUAAACACUGUGUCGUCUAUACGUGAAUCUUUGCCUGAGUCGUCAGCUUUGCCCUCGAUAAGGGAUAUAAUUAUUUCACAGGAGAAGAUUUCGACCCAAAUGGCCAGUCACCUAGAGAGCCUUGCCGCCCAUUACGAUCAGAUGGCUGGUGCUCUGCGAGAGAGUGAAGCAGGAGAAUCAUUUAGCGAAGAAGACUUACAAGAUAUGAACCGCGAUACCAACGAGCUUCCAUCUAUAAUGUCAGAACUGGAAGAAAGCAUGAAAUCCAUAGAAGCAACUCAUGAGCAACUGUUAUCAGCAAAGGCUUUGGGAGAGCAGCAGCGGGAAGUGCAUCGAACCACUCUGGAUGACCUUGAUGAGCUAGGCGAAAUUAUGUCCGAGAUGCUUCAACGACAGCAAGACGUUGUGGACGAGUGUCGAGAACUUUUAGACGGCUUACAGCAACAAUUAUUAGUCAUCGACGACCUUUACCACAGAUUUGUUCAGUACCAGGGUUCCUUCAACAAAUUACUUGUCGAAAUUGCGCGGCGACGACAAUACAAAGAAGCCGCUGAGAGGAUAGUUGAGGGAAUGAUGAGACAGCUGGAUGCUCUAACGGAAGAGGAACGUCACGUUCGGAAUGAAUUUAAUGCAGAUCAUGGCGCUCAUAUCCCCGCUGAUAUCUGUUUAUGCAUAGAGAACAUGCCGACUAGAUGGGAAGUGGUUCCUUACGAUGGAGAUUUACUGGAGACGCUCCCUGAAAUCGAUGAUGACAUUUUAGCUCAGGCAAAGGAUAAUUCUGAUGUGAAAGUAUCUAUUCCAGGAAGUGAGAGUUUAUAAAAUAUGCAUUCUGCUAUGGGACGUUUGUCCCGUUGCAUGUCUCAUAACUCUUAUCUCCGGUCUUGCGGAGCCACAUUCGAAGCGAGUGGAAAGCGUGUUGCUUUCCUACACUUCCUAGAACCUCAUGAGUGGGAGAGUACCAACGACAUUCUUCCCAUAUCUUGAGCUGUUCCAUGUGCUCAAUGUCAGCUAAAUAUAAUAAUAUUGUUGUCAAAAUCUGUGAUGCUUUACGUCCAGUUUAGCAUAGUCAAAGUCAACGAGAUGGACCGCACACAGCAUC